AUGGAGGAAGAAGAUCCUGUAGUACAAGAGAUACCUGUGUAUCUCUCACAGGCAUUAGCGGAUAACUUGUACAUAUAUCAGUAUCCAGUGAGACCGGCCAACAGAGACUGGAAAGACGUUAAAGUUGUGAAUGCAUCUGUUAAACCUAAAAACAAAAUGGUUAGAUUAGAAAUCGGUUUAGACACGUAUAGUGACAAAUAUUGUGAAUCUAAAGGCGAACAAAUUGCUAUUAAUACUGAUGGACAACAGGAGUCUUCGUGGCACGUAAAAGAGAAGGACAAGUCACAAUACUUCAAGCGUGGCAUUAUGGACAAAAUUGUAUAUGAGAGCAGUACUCCUUGUGCAGAAAAUGACCAUUAUGCAGUUGCUGUACUACAAGAUAAAGAGCUACAUUGUACACCUAUACAAGGUAUUAUUCAGAUGAGGCCGUCAUAUUCAUAUUAUGACAAACAAGAUAAACGUAAACAGGAUAAGAACAAAAAUGACGAUUCUGAUGAUGAAGACAAUGAGCCUGUAGCCAAACAGGUAACUGUAAAAUUCGCGCGUCAAGAGACUGAAGUUUCGAAGAAGGCAAAAGAGAAGUCCUUUGAGACGAUGUCACAGCGCAUCGCCGACGAGUUCUGGUAUGAUGCCCUAUGGAAACCUUCUGAUACCGAUCAUGCUGAGCUGGAGCGCCUUAAGUUAUUCAGCGCGACAACCUCGGAUGGAUCUGCAUUGACAGUUCGAGCUCGCGAGUACAUUCGUGACCUCGUGCCCCCACCGCCCCCUGACGAAGCCGACACCGCACCCACCAAGAUUCCAUCGCCUAGUGACCAGAUCAAAGAUAUACUUCUAAGAGCAAAACUCAUGACAUUCAACGAUCUCCGCGCGUUUGUCCGCACUGAUGACGGCCCUAUAUCGGAGAGCGCCCUGUUGUCUGCGCUGAGCGGAGCGGCGUGCUGCGUGCGCGGCCUGUGGGCGGCGCGCUCGCCCGACCUGUACACGCGCGCCGCGCCCGUACCGCCCCGCCUCAUGUGUGCCGCCAGAGACCACGUGCUUUAUCUCUUCACACAACAUCCUUACGUGGACAGACGAAAGAUAGCAGCAGCUGUGCGCUUACCGGCCCCACAAGUUCUAGAAAUCAUCAGCUCUGUCGCCAAGUUCAACGAGCGAGUCGGCUGGGAGCUCCUCAUACCACCGGAUACGGCCUUCGAAGCCAAGUACCCUGACGUUGUUCAACGUCAAAACUUGUAUUGGGAGGCGAGGCAGAGGUUGUUCAAUGAAAUGUUGAUAGGUGAAAACGUGCCUAAGAGACAAAGGAAGAAAUCUCAGCGAGACUCGGUCAGCUCAGAUACUCUGAUGAGUCCGAAACCGAGGUGUAACAGUGUUAGUGAAGAAGAUGGAGAUAGAAAGAGACCUAAAAAUAAAUCUGCCACAGGCAGUGGAAAAAGGACUAGAAAUAUGAGUUCAAGUAGUGCACAAGAUGCAACGUGA
This is a messenger RNA of Arctia plantaginis, 1473 nucleotides long. Lineage: Eukaryota; Metazoa; Arthropoda; Insecta; Lepidoptera; Erebidae. The record is from the annotation of a GenBank genome assembly.